This is a messenger RNA of Loxodonta africana (African savanna elephant), 649 nucleotides long. It is a transcript of the gene ANGPTL8, whose product is annotated as angiopoietin like 8. The transcript has 3 exons. Bases 16 to 588 code for a protein of 190 amino acids. Gene Ontology annotation, cellular component: extracellular region. The record is from RefSeq and is a predicted model, not a curated record. NCBI's taxonomy places the organism in Eukaryota, Metazoa, Chordata, Mammalia, Proboscidea, Elephantidae. Gene Ontology annotation, biological process: regulation of lipid metabolic process; triglyceride homeostasis.
CCCAGAUCCUCCGCCAUGCCCGUGCUCGCUCUGUGCCUGCUGUGGACCCUGGCAACGGUGGCACGGCCUGUCCUAGCAGCCCCUGUGGGUGGCCCUGAGCCAGCGCCACAUGAGGAGCUGACCCUGCUCUUUCAUGGUGCUCUGCAGCUGGGCCAGGCCCUCAACGGUGUGUACAGGACCACGGAGGCCCGGCUGACGGAGGCUGGACGCAGCCUGGGCCUCUAUGGCCAAGCACUGGGGCUCCUGGGGCAGGAGGUCAGCCGGGGCCGGGCUGCGGCCCAGGAGCUGCACACAGGCCUCUUGGAGAUACAGACAGAGGAGAACGCCCUGCAGCUGCUGGCGGAGGCCAUGGCGCAGGCGCUGGGGGAGGAAGCCCAGAGACAGCAGGUGCUGCGGGACAGACUGCAGCAGCUAGAAGUCCGGUUGCGGGGUGCCUGGCUGGGCCAUGCACACCAUGAAUUUGAGGCCUUAAAGGCCCAUGCUGACAAGCAGAGUUACAUCGUAUGGAUCCUCACGGGCCACGUGCAGCGACAGAGGCAGGAGAUGGUGGCACUGCAGCAAAGGCUUCGACAGAUCCAGAAGCGGUGAGCCUGGCGGGGGCUUCCUGGCGGGGGCUGGGCAUGCAGGGCAGCUGGACGGGCCACUUCAC